Messenger RNA from Bradysia coprophila, 1108 nucleotides. Its product is annotated as glucose dehydrogenase [FAD, quinone]-like. Gene Ontology annotation, molecular function: flavin adenine dinucleotide binding; oxidoreductase activity, acting on CH-OH group of donors. The record is from RefSeq and is a predicted model, not a curated record. Lineage: Eukaryota; Metazoa; Arthropoda; Insecta; Diptera; Sciaridae.
UGAACGAGAAGCUAUAAAAGACAGUUUUAACCAACGGAACGGUGAUUUAAGGUUAAUUUUACAAUGAAGCGCUUGAUGUUAUUGUUGGUGCUUGGUCUGCUGUGCAAGACCAUAGACGCAGGGAAAACGACUAGAUUCAGUGUGGUUAAAACUUGGCAAAGUUUUCAGAGCAACGGAAGCUAUACGUGUACAUGUGACGACGAUCCUUGGAAAGAAGCUCUUCAGGAUCAUUAUGAUAAAUGUAAAGAAACUGCUGGGCUAUUAAAAGGAGAUGCAUUUCAAAUUGCUGACACCACUUUAAAUUCAUUUGAGAAACAUGUGACGAAAUUGAUUUACUUCAGUAAUUCAGAUUCACCAAUAGUUCAAUCAGGUGCCACGAGAAUUUUGAAGUUAUUGGGCCAAGCUGACAACAUGGAGGGAUCCGGCGCAAAUUUCAUUGCUGAGUACGUGAAAGUCAUUCCUCUGCAGAUCAGUGAAUACAUUGAGAUCGCUAAAAAUCUAUCGGAACAUAUUGGCGAUGAACAAACCAAGUCCUUCACAAAGGCUGUUCAAAAUUUUGGUACUGUACUCACCAAGUUUAUGAAGGAAUUUACAAACAGUUGUCUAUUUUUAAAUUGCAAAAGAAGCGUUGAUUUCACACCCGUUCUAGAAGUAUGCCAAAAACUUUUGAAUACAUUGGCGCUCAUUGAUCAGACACUAUCGAAUGAUUGCGGUACUGCAGUAACCCAGAAAAUGUAUGACUCAGUUUUAGUUUUGCAUUUGCUCACUUUGGACUUAUUGAUUUCUGUCCCAGCUGUACAUAGUUGUGUUUUAGGUGAGCUCAACGAUCGUAACUAUCCAGUUUCGAAAUCGGUCAAAUCCUGCUCCAUUUCAUUCGAGCAAGCACUUGUUAAACUUACUAAUGCUGUUAGCACUGUCGUUUCAUCUUCCACCCAAAGCAUUAAAAAUUUGAUGACCGUUUUCCUUGAGAUAACCUCGGUCCUAAAUGCAGCAGUAGAAAGCGUUCUAGGACUGGCCAACGCUUUGUUGUUGACUGUCGACACAACAGUUAUCAAUUUAGUGAAAGGGCUUCUUCCAAGCAUAGGGAAAUAAAAAGGCUGGUCGACCA